UCCGCCGCCGCGUGUUCGGAAGCGUGCAAGCCGCUCCUCCCCUCCCUUGGAAUACCGAUCGCCCGGCAUUGCCCCGCGCAUCUCACGUCUACGCGAUCGGGGAGGCCGGCCUAUAGCGAGCAAGCGAUGGCGAGCAACGGCAUGUCGCUGGUGCGCCGCGCCGCCGAGGCGGUGCGCCGCACGCCGCGCUGGAAGAAGAGGCUCGUCGUCCUCACCGUCGGAGUUGGAGCUUUAACUUAUGCUUGUCAGGAUAAUCGGCUUCUUCAAAUUUGUGAUGGGACUGGAAACAAGAAGAAGGUGGUUAUCCUUGGAACCGGUUGGGCAGGCGCAAGUUUUUUGAGAAAUAUUGACACCUCUUUAUAUGAUGUUCAUGUGGUAUCACCUCGCAACUACUUCACAUUCACUCCUUUGUUGCCAAGCGUGACAUGUGGCACAGUUGAAGCGCGUAGUAUUGUGGAGCCUAUUCGCAAUAUCGUGCGAAAGAGAAAUGCUGCAUUCCGGUUUUGGGAAGCUGAGUGCUUCAAGAUUGAUCCAACGAACAAAAAAAUCCACUGCAGAUCAGAUGUUGGGACGAACAUCGAUGGAAAUGGUGAAUUUGUUGUGGAUUAUGAUUACCUGGUUGUCAGUGUUGGAGCUAGACCUAAUACUUUCAACACCCCCGGUGUUACUGAAAAUUGCCAUUUCCUAAAGGAAGUAGAAGAUGCUCAAAAGAUCAGGAAGAGUGUCAUGAAAUGUUUUGAAAGAGCCUCCCUUCCAAACCUUACUGAGGAAGAGCGGAAGAAGAAUCUCCAUUUCGUUAUUAUUGGUGGUGGCCCAACAGGGGUGGAAUUUGCUGCAGAGUUGCAUGACUUUGUGAAUGAGGAUUUGGCAAAGUUAUAUCCUGAUGUAAAGAAGUAUGCGAACAUUUCAGUAAUUGAAGCAGGAGGGCAUAUCCUCACAAUGUUUGACAAAAGAAUCACCCAAUUUGCUGAAGAGAAGUUCAAGAGGGAAGGUAUAGAUUUGAAGACAAAUUUUAAGGUUGUAAAGGUGUCUGAUAAGGAUAUUACCAUGACCAAUCCUGCAACUGGAGAGAUCGAUGUUCCUUAUGGUAUGGCUGUUUGGUCCACUGGAAUUGGAACCCGUCCCAUUAUCAUGGAUUUCAUGAAGCAAGUUGGUCAGGCGAAUCGACGUGUGCUAGCAACUGAUGAGUGGCUUAGGGUUCAAGGGUGUGAGGACGUUUAUGCUCUUGGUGAUUGCGCAACGAUAGCUCAAAGGAAAGUUAUGGAAGAUGUUGCUGCAAUAUUUCGAGUAGCAGACAAGGAUAACUCCGGCACUUUAACUGUGAAGAAAAUAAAAAAUAUUCUUGGAGACAUCUACGAGAGGUACCCUCAGGUGGAGUUGUAUCUUAAAUCCAACCAAAUGAAGGACUUCCAUGAUCUACUCAAAGAUUCAGAUGGGAACUCCAAGGAGUCAAAAGAACUUGACAUAGAGGAAUUCAAAAAGGCCCUUGCUCGAGUGGACUCGCAAGUCAAGAUGCUCCCAGCAACAGCUCAGGUUGCUGCACAAGAGGGAGAUUAUCUAGCGGACUGCUUCAACAGAAUGAGGACUUGUGAACAAUACCCUGAGGGUCCUCUAAGGAUCAGAGGUGCAGGGCGUCAUCGGUUCAAACCUUUCAGGUACAGGCAUUUUGGCCAAUUCGCUCCACUGGGUGGAGAGCAAACAGCUGCGCAAUUGCCAGGCGAUUGGGUUCAUGUUGGCCACAGCACUCAAUGGCUGUGGUAUUCUGUCUAUGCAAGCAAACAAUUCAGCUGGCGCACAAGGAUGCUAGUCGUAUCUGAUUGGGGGAAGCGGUUCAUCUUUGGAAGGGACUCCAGCAGCCUAUAAAUUCAAGUCGCCCGAUUUUGUAGUUCAACUCCUACCUGUUAUUCCCGACGCUACUGUUUGAUUCAUUCCUACUGUUCCUCUAUUUUCGAAUAUCAAUUCUUUCCGUAGCCUAGCAAGGGUUUCGUUACCAAAUUUUGACCUUGCAUAUACUCUUUUCCUAUGUUGUGACGCACUGAAUGGAUGA
Molecule: messenger RNA, 2047 nt
Organism: Phragmites australis (common reed)
Lineage: Eukaryota; Viridiplantae; Streptophyta; Magnoliopsida; Poales; Poaceae
Product: external alternative NAD(P)H-ubiquinone oxidoreductase B3, mitochondrial-like
Exons: 10
Coding region: 127-1863 (578 amino acids)
Molecular function (GO): calcium ion binding; NADH dehydrogenase activity
Source: RefSeq, a predicted model, not a curated record